Messenger RNA from Closterium sp. NIES-67, 2117 nucleotides. Lineage: Eukaryota; Viridiplantae; Streptophyta; Zygnematophyceae; Desmidiales; Closteriaceae. The record is from the annotation of a GenBank genome assembly.
UGUCAGCCACAAUCCACUCCCAUCCACUCCUCCACUAUCCUGGCUUAUCAUCUCAGUGUUCUCCUCACAGCGAACCGUUCAGUACCUCCCUGCUCAGCUCAACCUCCUCCCCUCUCCUCAAGCCACCCGACCAAACCUGCCGAACCCUCUUCGAGAUAUCGUUGUCGCCGUGGCAGCCCGGUGUCACUCAUAGCCUUCCCUCCACUCCAUCUCCAUUCGCAUCCCACGUCCGUCGCCCAUUCGCAUUCCAACCCCGCCUCACCGCACUCCACCCCACCCCACCCACUACCGACCAGUCCCCCAUCUACCCCCUCGCCAUGGCCGUCAGAGCACGCGAGCCGCGCGGCACGAGGCUCAUGCGCCUCUGCGUCGCGCUCCUCCUCAUCGCCGCGGUGCUCGCCGACAGCGCCGCCAGCGCCGGCGCUCAGCCGUCGCCUUCCCCCCAGAAGUCCCAAGGCCUCCUCAACCGUCUCAACGGGUGGCGCCUGAAACACUCGCGCAAGCCGCCUCCCACUGGCGCUGCCGGUGCUGCUGCUACAGCCGGAGCAGCCGCUACAGCCGGCGCGAAGGCGCUGGUGACGCCUUCCGCGACCUGUCAGGCGUCGACGCUCGCGGGAUACACGAGCUCCGUGGACCUCUCGGGCAACGGACUGGUCCUCCACUGGAAGAAGUCAACGGGGUCAACGAUCGACCUCGCGCUCGAGGCCAAGUCAACGAGCGGCGCGGCGAGCGGGUGGUUCUCUGUGGCGUGGACCAACGGCGGCAUGUUCAACUCGGACGCCGUCAUCGGGAACAUCGCCACGGGGACCGGCGUCGGCACGUACGCGAUAUCCAGCUACUCGAGCGUGGUUACCACGUCGCGGUUCACCGUCACUGCCGCGAGUGUUACAACGUCGGGCGGGAGCACGAUCGCGAAGUUCACGCGAUCGACGGGCGACGGGAUCGUGGCGGUGAACGUGGCGGGGAGCAACAAGCUCGUGUGGGCCUACUCGUCUGGCGGCUCCAAGACCGUCGCCAACCACGGCGGCAGCCACAGAGGCUCCAAGACCGUUGAUUUCUCCUGCGACGGCACGUCCUCAGGCUCGGGAACAGGCACGGGAACAGGCACGGGAACGGGCUCGGGCACCGGAGCAGGGACGUGCACGGGCAACACGGGCGUGAGCGGCACUGCAUGCCCUGCGUCCACUCUCUGCGGCUACUCCUACCAGGCCCAAAUCAAAUCCGGCGUGCUGCUGCACUGGAAGGUGGUUUCGGCCACGCAGCUGGACAUGGCUGUCGAGCUCAAGAGCAGCAGCGGCGCCAGCAACGGGUGGUUCGCACUCGGCUGGGCCAACGGCGGCUCCAUGGCUCCCUCUGACGCUGUCAUCGGCAACAGGGCAGGCGGCCUUGUCAGCCCAUACCGCAUCACAGGCUACACUAUGAGUUCGUUACAGGGCGCCUCGUUUAGCAUUGGCAGUGGCGCGGGGACUGUGACGUCCGCCACCGGCUCCACAGUGAUCCAGUUCUCGCGCACAACUGGCACGGGGUCCAUUCCCAUCAAGAUGAGUGGCGUCAGCCGUCUCAUCUGGGCUCACUCCAACUCCAACUCCAAGACCCUUGCGUUCCACGGCGGCGCAGAUGGUAGCAUGUCUGUGGACUUCUCUUGCGCAACUGCCCCGUCGUCCGGCGGUGGUGGUGAUAGCGAGGGCGGCGAUAGCGAGGGUGGCGAUGAUCAGGGCGGUGUUGACUCGGGGGAGGGCGGUGGUUCAGGCUCGGGUUCCAGUGGGGCUUUCCUCUCGCAGCUCAUAGCUUGGCUCGGCUCGCUCUUCGGCUUCCGCAAGUAGUGGACGUACACUGCACACUGCACACCACAUAAUGGACGCAGUCCCUUGUGUUUGUUGGUGGUGGUGAUUAUCAGGAGAAAGAGGUGGAGCGAGUGGAGUAGUGUAGCCCAAAGCAGUUGGCUGGACCACAGGCAUCUUUUGGAGCUGUGAGAGGGACUGCACUUUACAGCCUAAAAGCUGGUUGUGAUGCCUUGCCUUGCGAGCCAUCUAUGAGUGGCCAAUUUUCCAUCUUCAAUUGUACCGUAAUCCCCCGUAUAUAACACCCUAUGGUGUAUAUAAAAAUUCACUAAAAAA